AUGAUAUCUCGCCCAGUGACACUUUUCAGCUUCCGUUACCAACCUCCCACCGCUCGUUGUCGCAUCCACAUCUUUCAAGACCACUUUCUACGGAUACCUUCUAUACACGACACUAUUACCGAUACAGCACCACACCACCCUAGUCGAAUACCUACAUUCUACUCCAUACACCAAGUAGCCGUGCCUCGGAGGCCAAGCAUUCACGCAUCCACGCACUCGCCCAUCGUGGCACCGAAUGCAUCCUGCCGUUUAUCCCUUUUGCGUCCGGUAGCAGCACAGCGCAUCGACAAGGAAAACGCCGCCAAAGUCAAAAGGUCCAGCUGCCAACAGCACAGGCAGGGCAAGGUUCUCGACGGUACGGUACCUUGCUGUACGGCUACGCUACAGCGUAAUCCACAGGACGGGAAUCCACUGCCUGGCGUAUCAUCCACCAGCACCCGCAAAAGCAUCACCACCAACAACGGCGGCAUCAAACUCCAAAUACGGAGUAUUACAUCGGCGCAUCGCAACCUCGGGCCAGGUCCCUUACCUCACAGACUGGCUUGGCCGCCGUCCUUUUUGACUUUGACCUCGUCAACCUCGCAACUCGCACCCGUCAACAAACCCCUCCGAGUUCCCAACCUGGCCACCAAUCCCCUGCGGUGCCUCGACCUUUCAUCCUUUGUUCCUGGCAAACCCUCGAACCCACGGACAAUUUUUUCCAAGACCACCAUUCGCAUUGCGUCUCCCGUCUCUGCUUGUGUGCCUGCACUCGAUCAAGACAGCCAGCCAGCCAGCCAUAAUCGGUACCUUACGUCUGGCCCACUGCCCUGUCUGGCACUGGCCACGCCGUCACAGCAACUCCGCCAACCAACCUCCCCGUGUGCCCUCUCGCCCUGGUGGUGGCCCGGCGCUGGAGUCACCACGUUCUCCUCCCUCUCGCAGACGCCUCGUCGCUUCUCGUGCCCCGCUACCUUAGCGACUUGGGCUGGCCGUCGCCUACACCUCGCUCGACACUGUCCUCCGUUUCUCACGCGCCCGUCAGAGACCAUCGACUGCCAGUUUACUCAAGGCGUUUUCCCGCCCGCAGACGGAUGA
Messenger RNA from Colletotrichum tamarilloi, 1077 nucleotides. RefSeq lists its product as uncharacterized. The coding region runs from base 1 to 1077 and encodes 358 amino acids. NCBI's taxonomy places the organism in Eukaryota, Fungi, Ascomycota, Sordariomycetes, Glomerellales, Glomerellaceae. The record is from RefSeq and is a predicted model, not a curated record. The transcript is spliced from 2 exons.